UAAAACUGAUAGCCAGUAUUUUAUUUUUUGUAGUCAGGAGAGUAGAGAAAAAUGAAUACUAAUCUUUUGCACCAAUUUUUUUCACAAAAUAAAGCAAGUAUUUUCAGUUUUUUUAGAUUAAGGGCAUUGUUUGUGUGCUUUUAAAAAAUGUCAACAAGAAAAAGUGUUUAAACUGUCUGAAAAUGUAAAAGUACCAGGAAAACUAUUAUAAUUAAAGUCUUUCAACAAAUUUAACUAACACUUGCUAAAUAAUAGCUCCACUAGACGUGACAGCUUGCUGGACCUGAAAAACAAGACAGGCAAUGCUUGCUGUUUUGUUUGGUCAGUGACAUAAGCACUUCCUCUUUUUUCUAUUGAAAGUAUUCAGUUCUCUCUCUCUUUCAUUACUGAGAGAAAGAUAUCUUGAGAGUAGAUCUCUGAGCAACUACAUUUGAACCGAAGCACCCUGUGGAUAAUUUCCAGGUAAGGUAUGGUGGAAAUCGAUGCCUGUAGCUCUUGCUUGACAGCAUUGAGGGUGCUGCGUGUCUCUCUUGUGGAUGAACUAGAAGGACAGAUCGACUCUCUGCUGGAGGUUUUAGUGAGUCAGGAAGUGUUCACUCGGGAUGACCGGGAGGACGUCUUGUGUCAGCCAGGACCCCGGGCCAGAGUAAGAAAGGUGUUGGACAUCCUGGAGUGCAAAGGUGAAGAGGCGACAAAGAUUUUCUUCACUGUUAGGAGUCAUCAUCAGAACCCCACCUCUCAGUGUCCAUCUUCAGACUACAACAAAGUGCAGCAAAAGCACAAAGAUGUCCUCAGACGCAGGAGUGAGAGCAUGCUCUUCUACAACAGCAGACAUGGAGAGAAAGUCCUUUUUUCUGAACAUUACGUCAACCUUGUGUUAGUAGAUGGACACCAAGGUUUGGAGAAUAAAAGACAUGAGGUGCUCACCUUUGGACAGAAGAGACUGUUGCUGCAACAGAAGUCUCCUCUGCAAAAGAAAAUCACACCAUCUCAGCUGUUUUCAAGACGAACUGGAAAACGCCCAGUAAAGAAAGUACUGGUGAUGGGAGUGGCAGGGAUCGGUAAAACCGUCCUGGUGCAAAAAAUUCUUUUUGAUUUCGGUGGAAGCAACGAUUACCUUUCAUUUGACUUUGUUCUUCAUUUGAACUUUAGAGACUUGAAUUUAAUUGACAAACCUACAAGCCUUCGUGAGCUGGUCUUACGUAAAAACAGGCACCUUGUUAAAGAACUCGAUAGGAUUUUAGCUAACGACGACAAACUCCUGAUCAUUCUUGAUGGCUUUGAUGAGUUCAGACACUACAGGAGCUGCAACGCUGACGUAUUUGUGACAGAGCCAGAAGAAGAAGCAGGGGUGACGGAGAUUUUAGGGAGUUUACUACAGGGCGAGCUGCUACCCAACGCUUCUGUGAUGCUAACAAGUCGACCCACAGCCAUAAGCCAUGUCCCCGUAGGUUGCAUUGACCGCUUUGUCCUCAUUGCUGGAUUCUCCUUCACUGAAGCACAAGAUUUCUUCUUACGAUACUUUGAAGACACUGCCCUUGCUGACUGCAUGUUCUCAGUGGUAUCAGCGAACGAGCUGAUGCUGACACUGUGCUACAUACCUGCAUUUUGCAACAUUGUGUGCUGCAUACUCAAAGAGAGCAAAAUUCUUGGCGCAGAAAGCCCCAAGACCAUGACAGAUAUCUAUAUGCAGUAUCUGGUGGCCUUGCUUCACUCUCAUACCCAAGUAAGAACUGAGGCUUGUCUGAAAGACCCAAAAGCAGGAAGCAUCCAGCAGCUGUCUGAAGAUGUGCUAAAGCUGGGUCGGCUUGCCUUCCAAAGGCUCAUGGAGCAUCAAACGCUGUUCUACGGCAGUGAUCGGGAUGUUGCAGCGUUGGAGGGAUGCAGCCUCGUUAGUACCUUCCUCGACAAAACCAUUGCACAAGAGCCUGGCUGCACUGAAGAGGUUUUCUCCUUUGCCCAUCUCACCAUUCAGGAGUUCUUUGCUGCACUAUACUGUGCAGUGACAGAUCAACCGCUACCUGAUGCACUGCAGAGCAAAGCAAACCCAGCAGAACACACAAGCAAUGGAGACUUGGACCUGUUCAGCCGUUUUCUGUCAGGAGUCCUCUCCGAACGCAAUUCAAGUUUUCUUUCUAGAAAAGUGGGGCUGUGCUGCCUUAAGGAGAAAGUCGAACUUUAUCGUCAGAAAGUCAUCACCGAUCUUAAGAUGCUCUGCGAGAACGGAACCCAUAUUCUGAACAGCUUGCACUGUUUCUUUGAGCAGCAGGACCCUUCGUCUGCAUCAAAAGUAGAACCAAAUAUGCUUAGAGUUAAUGUAAGUGAUGAAACUCUCUCGCCAAUGGAUUACAACGCUAUCAAGUAUUUCCUAAACCUCACAAAAGGAAGAAUAUUCGAGCUGGAUCUAACUGGGACAGGAGUAAACGGCGACUCGCUUAGAGGUAUCCAAUCCCUUCUGCCUAGAUGUGAGAGACUUUGGCUUGGAGAUAACAACUUGGACAUGGAUGCCAUCCAGGUUAUUGCCGAUACUCUGAGAGUGUCAGACAAUAUCACUCACCUUGGACUUGGAUGGUCAAACAUCGCUGAUGAGGAACUGGAGGCUCUUUCCAAUGCCAUACGAGUGAAAAGAAGGCUUCAAGAGCUGUGGAUGGAGGGGAACCGAGUCAGCUACAAAGGCCUGUUUUCACUCAGUGACUUGACUCCAUUUCCACUGAAAAAUAUUGUAGCCAUAUGGAAUGACUUGUAUGACCCAGAGCCAGAGUCCCUGUGCAGCCAAGAGAGUAUUGCUGUGAAUUUUACAGAUGACGAAAUGUGGGACGAGUGGGGGAAAUGGGUCCUUCAGCGCUGUGAGGUCAGCAGCAAUGAAAAGUUGGUCACGGUACUGCGUAACGUUUGCAACACAUCAAUAGAUUGCGUAGAGGAUCAGCGGGCAAAGACUUUCUACAAUCAGUUAUCGCAACUCAUCAAGAAAAGGAUUGAGUGCUGCACUGAGGAUGAUUUGUGCAAGAAACUAAAAAAGUUUGAAAGUAUUUUGAACAUAUGAAAAUGUGUAGGAAAUAUAUGAAAUAUGAAAAAUAACAAAUGUAUGUAGUUUUGUUAAUGUCAAAUAUCGCUUUUUGUGUAACUUCUUAUGACUCUACACAUACAUUAGAAUAAAAUGGGAAGUAUUAAAUAAAUGAAUGAAUGAAAUAAUUAAUAUGAAGGAUGAAACAAUGCAGCACAAUAAAGAAUGGCCCGUACGGAGAUUGCAACCGCAAUCUUGGCGCUAUUAGCACCACACUCUAACCAACUGAACUAACCGGCCACGGUUUACGUCGUGAAAUCGUUAUGUAUUGAUCUUAGCU
Molecule: messenger RNA, 3344 nt
Organism: Nothobranchius furzeri (turquoise killifish)
Lineage: Eukaryota; Metazoa; Chordata; Actinopteri; Cyprinodontiformes; Nothobranchiidae
Product: NACHT, LRR and PYD domains-containing protein 3
Biological process (GO): regulation of apoptotic process
Cellular component (GO): cytoplasm
Source: RefSeq, a predicted model, not a curated record